AUGCCGGGACGAAUGCUAUAUCGAUAUACUCGCGAGGAGGUGGCUAAGCAUAACGUGCCAGACGACUUGUGGGUGAUCUUUAAUAACAAAGUUUACGAUGUGUCCGAGUUUGCAGUUGACCAUCCUGGUGGUGCGGAUCUGAUUCAAGAAUGGGGAGGAAAAGAAAUAACCAAGAUAAUGGCAGAUUCUUUCUCACACGAGCAUUCUGAAUCUGCUUAUGAAGUAUUGGCUGAACUGUGCAUAGGCGAUGUUGUUAAUGGAAACUGUAAUGAGACUAGUGGAUUUGAUGAUAAUACGAAUGGCGUGGAAAAUGAUCGCAUCAUCAACAAGAUUAAUAGUAUAAACAACGGUGCUACCCGCACCUCAAAUUACAACUUUGAAGAUUUUCGUCCAAUCGAUACCAACGCCGAUGCCGACUACGAAAAACUCAAAUUUCUCAACCUCAAUCAACCACUCUUCACACAAAUGCUCAACUCCAAAUUUACCAAAGACUUUUACUUAAAACAAGUCCAUCAACCCCGUCAUCUCUCUUACUCAGCACGCUUGUUCGAAAACGACAUUCUUGAAAUGCUAACCAAGACGCCUUGGUAUGUUAUUCCAAUCAUCUGGAUACCAAUUUCACUGUAUAAUUUAUCUAUUGCUAGCGAACGAUUGGAAGUAGCGAGUGCGGGCGUGUGGUUUGCGAUCGGAAUGGCUAUUUGGUCAGUGUUGGAAUAUAUGCUGCAUAGAUUCUUGUUCCAUUUGGAUUAUUAUUUACCGGACAAUCAGUAUGCGCUGUGUGUACAUUUCGCUUUGCACGGGAUUCAUCAUUAUUUGCCCAUGGACAGAUAUCGCCUCGUGAUGCCACCUGUUCUUGGUAUAUCACUCGCUGUUCCCAUCUUACGCGGAACCUACGCAGUCUUCCCUAAAUACAUUGCUCAUGCUGCCGUCGCUGGGAUUGUCUUUGGCUACGUAUGCUACGAUUUGACGCAUUACCAUCUCCAUCAUGCUCGUCCAUUUACUAUGCAUUUGCGAGAGAUGAAAACAUAUCACCUAGCACAUCAUUAUAAGAACUAUGAAUUGGGUUAUGGAAUUACGAGCAAGUUCUGGGAUAAAGUAUUUGGUACCUUGCUUCGAUGA
Molecule: messenger RNA, 1119 nt
Organism: Paraglomus occultum
Lineage: Eukaryota; Fungi; Glomeromycota; Glomeromycetes; Paraglomerales; Paraglomeraceae
Source: the annotation of a GenBank genome assembly